CGAAACUCUUGAGCUUCAACUUCUUCACAGAAUGACAGUUGAUCCUGGCUAUUUCAUAGCAUCUUUAUUCACUUUUUUCAUUUUUUGCAUGGUCAUUGUGGGUACCGUACCCCAAUUGAGAGUCCUAUUGACCUAUGGUAAAACCUUAUCUCCUCAAUCUUCCAAUUUCUCUUUGAUCGAUCUUGCUACUUCGUUGACGGUUCCCAAAUCUUUCUUCACUCAUUACUACGUCUUCUUCACCUUGAACUUACUCGUGCUCAAACUCACCAUCAUUGGUUAUAAAUACACUGACUAUAUUCCGAUUAUUGAUGAUGUCAACUACGAAUUAUACUCAAUUUUUUACUGGUUCUACAUUCUUCAAGCCAUAAGAAGAUUCUCCGAAUCAAUUUUUAUAUUCAAUUAUGGGGAAAAUUCAAAAAUGAACGUUAGUCAUUACAUCUUAGGGAUUGGUUAUUACCUUGUUGUUUCCUCAAACGCUAUUUUAUCCUUAGUCCAAUAUGAAAAUUCUCCAUCCUUCGAAUUUAACUUAUUGAAUUGGAAAAUCGUGCUUCCCUUUGUUAUCUUCUCCCUAGCUUCCAUUGAUCAAACUUUAAACCAUAUCCAUUUGGCCCUGUUGGUCAAGUAUACUAACCCUUCUAAAGGUUUGUUCAAAUAUAUCGAUUGUCCUCACUACUUUGAUGAAAUCAUCAUCUACUCAACCUUCCCCUUGACCAUCUUGUUAUUCAAAGGACUCCAAAGUUGGAAUAUCUACGAUAUAAACUUGGUUUUGGACUGGCUCUUUGUCAUAACCAUUUUAUCAAUCAGCUCCCAUUCCAGCCAUAAAUUCUACCAAAAAAAAUUCGAUGACUACAAACAAAGAUGGUGCAUCUUCCCCGGAAUCUUCUAAGUAAUACAUAAUCAUCCCCCUAUAGACAUGUAGU
Messenger RNA from Hyphopichia burtonii NRRL Y-1933, 920 nucleotides. It is a transcript of the gene DFG10, whose product is annotated as putative polyprenol reductase. Gene Ontology annotation, biological process: dolichol-linked oligosaccharide biosynthetic process; polyprenol catabolic process. The transcript has a single exon. NCBI's taxonomy places the organism in Eukaryota, Fungi, Ascomycota, Pichiomycetes, Serinales, Debaryomycetaceae. Gene Ontology annotation, cellular component: endoplasmic reticulum. The record is from RefSeq and is a predicted model, not a curated record. Gene Ontology annotation, molecular function: 3-oxo-5-alpha-steroid 4-dehydrogenase activity. The coding region runs from base 32 to 886 and encodes 284 amino acids.